AUGGUUUCCUUGGGGAAUCCCUGGUGUCAGAAGCAGAGCACAGUUCAGUAUCAGGGCUUCGGAGGCUCGGGUCCGCCGUGCUCCACAGGCAGUGCUGGAGACUACACACCACUGCAGUUUGGCUCAGGCUCGGCACCCAUCAUCUCCUGCUCACUAGGGGGAGCUCCAUGGGGGGUGAAUGGAAAACUGCUGUGGAAAACCCUCAGACUCAAAGUCACAUUGUGUCUCAUUAUCCUGAUCUGA
This is a messenger RNA of Knipowitschia caucasica, 243 nucleotides long. The record is from the annotation of a GenBank genome assembly. Lineage: Eukaryota; Metazoa; Chordata; Actinopteri; Gobiiformes; Gobiidae.